Messenger RNA from Sphaeroforma arctica JP610, 301 nucleotides. RefSeq lists its product as hypothetical. The record is from RefSeq and is a predicted model, not a curated record. The transcript has a single exon. The annotation marks the transcript as partial. Lineage: Eukaryota; Ichthyosporea; Ichthyophonida.
AUGAACGAGACUAUAGGCAGCAACAGGACAGUUCUGGGUACAAAUAAAGCCAAAGUUCUGGGUACAAAUAAAGCCAAAGUUCUGGUUACAAAUAAAGCCAAAGUUCUGGGUGCAAAUAAAGUCAAAGUUCUGGGUACAUAUAAAGCCAAAGUUCUGGGUGCAAAUAAAGUCAAAGUUCUGGGUACAAAUAAAGCCAAAGUUCUGGGUACAAAUAAAGCCAAAGUUCUGGUUACAAAUAAAGCCAAAGUUCUGGGUGCAAAUAAAGUCAAAGUUCUGGGUACAAAUAAAGCCAAAGUUCUGG